CAGAAAUACAUUUAGACCUAUUUCAUUGUGAAAUUAUCAAGAUUCUAUUUUUAUGAUCAAUGAAUUUUGAAAUUGAUACGAUAUGUCAAAUGAAAUGUGCAGUCGUGCAAAACUACGACCUUAUUUCUUGACAUAGACGUAUAUAUCCUGUUGUGAGUUUAAUAACUGUAAACCUAGCUUCAAGCUGGUUUGGUAAAAAGACGUAGCACUUCAUCAUGUGUUGUCGUGGUAUGAGUUAUUUGCCCUUGUUGUUGGUUCUGCUGACAGCAACAACUUUUAUAGUGACCUACAUCAUAGCAAUCGCAAAACAUGACGUGUCUCCAGACUUUCCAUACAUUAGUGAUACGGGAACCAAACCACCAGAAAGUUGCAUUUUCAGCCUGUUUUUGAACAUGUGCGCUGCAUUAUGUUUGUGCACUAUCUACGUUCGCUACAAGUUGGUGGAGGUGUUAGGGGAUACCACGGAAGAUACCAAGUUAAGAAGGUUGAAUAAACUAGGACUUGGACUCGGAAUACUUACUGCCCUAGGUCUUAGCCUUGUGGCCAACUUCCAGGAAACCAAUGUUGAAGCAGUGCAUUUAACAGGGGCGGCUCUUGUAUUCGGUGUGGGUGUGGUCUACGCUCUUAUACAGACAUCUCUGACAUAUCACAUGGAACCAGAGUUCAACGGAAAAUAUAUAUGCCGUGUACGACUGACCCUGACCAUCAUCUCAGCCCUGGUCAUGGUUAUGACGAUUGCCAGUGCUACGGUUUCAAGAAUGCAGAAAGACUCAAAGACGGACAAGCUGCACUGGAAACCAGAUGAACCGGGUUUUGCCGCUCAUAUUGCAAGUACGGUAGGUGAAUGGAUAACUGCCCUGGUUUUCCUCUUCUAUUUCUUAACAUUUGUACGGGACUUCAUGAGGCUAAAGAUUGAUGUCCGGCCCCAGAUCUACGUGAGACACCUUGAUGAAGAGCCCACAUACCCUGGCGAGUAUACCAGACUGCUUGCAUAGCCUUGUGGCACUUCUUCUAAGAGAACUAGGAGUGUUGAGACGUUUUAAAGUGCCGGUGCGAAUUGUCAGUGAAAAACUGUUAUUUUAUAGGAGGACCAUAUGUAUAAUAAAUGAUUUUGACCAGAAAUAAACGUUUAGUUGAAGCAUUAAGAUUGAAACAUCUGUUAUUUCAAGGAAUGAUAACUGUAGGUUUUGAGACUUGGAAGAAAAACAAUAGUUUUAAGAAUUUUUAAAGGAAUGAAUUAUCAACAUUUCUUUAAGCCUUUGGCACAUAUGUCGCAUUUGUUAUUACGGAGGACAAAACAGUGGUCAUGAUUUCCUCGUUGGAUUGUUGUUGUUACUCUAUAAGAGGUAUCCAAGGAGUUCAUUUUGACUCUAUGUACUUAGCUUUUUAUUACAAAAUAAUGAAAAUAUGGUCAUGGGCCAAGAUGGCUGAAGUGUACAUAUGUUUUCUUUCAGUUUACUUAAGAUUUGCUAAGAUUGUUUGGUUCACAAUGUGAUCUCUGACUUUUUUGUAUGACGAAGUUUUUUGAAGAGGACCAAAUAGCGUUAUGCGUAAUAAACGUGGAGGAGAAGUUGUUCAGGAGAAGGUGCUCCAUAUACACGUGGAGAAGAAGUUGCUCCAUAUGCACAUGGUGGAGAAGUUUGGAUUUAUUGCAAUAUAUUUCUUAUUUGGUGCCUCUGCUUUUUAUGUUAUCUUGUUCAUUGUUGUUUCAUAUUUUGUUGUUAUGUUGUUUUUAACAUCAUUUUUCAUGGUGUUAUUAUUAUAGAUUAAUACUAACAUGACUCAAUUAGCAAAGGCUAGACUUCAAACAGCGAUGAAGAACUUCACAGCAUGACUUUCAUUACUAAUUUUCAGUUGAUUCUAUUCUGUUCCUAGUAUAAAUUAUAAGUAUCCGGAAAUACGGAAAAAAGAUGAGUCAGUCAACACGCUGGUAAUUCCGAAUCUAACGGAAGAAAAAUGUUAUUGUUAUAUCAUCGAAACCAUAACAUUCAUCACAUAAUUUAGUCAUUACAAGAAAGAAGAGUUUGUUUAUUUUUAUUCAGAAAGAUAUUGCAGUUGUCAUAUGAGCCGCGCUAUGAGAAAACCAACAUAGUGUGUUUGCGAACGCUUUCAAAGCCUAUUACAAUUAAAGAAACCGUUAGCGAACAGCAUGGAUCCUGACCAGACUGCGCGGUGCAAAUGCAAAUGCAAACGCAAACGCAAUUGCACUACGUUGGUUUUCUCAUGGCGCGGCUCAUAUACAUAUACCUUGAAGAUCUGCGUGUGAAUCUGCCUUUAUAUAUUGUAUUGUAAGUCCAUAUAAGUAAUAUGACAAGUACAGCUCAACAUUUAUGAACAUGAGCAUUUGUUGUAUGUAUAUUUUUGUCUAUGCUUUAUACAUAAUGUGGUAUAGAUUCUAUUGUAUUUGUUAUUUGAAAGAUUUAUUUUAUGUAUAUCAGCCAUGACCCAUACGUUUUGGCAUUGUCCAUUUUUAUCGACCUGGCGGGGCGGAGUUUCGCGACGGUCCACCGCAUUAUUGUGCAGGAUAUGUCCUGAUUUCUUAUUCAGUGGCCAUCUACUUCACAUUAUAACCAGUGUAGCGUUGAAUACAAGAUUAAACAAUUAUAUUGUUCUAACCUAUUUUGCUCGUUUUUUGAGAUUACUAUUAUUUGCAUAAGUCAGAGAUUAACUCCGCCCCGCCAGGUCGAUUAAAACGGACAAUAUAUGUAAAUGAUUCAAUCAAAAGAAGAACUCUAAUCAGAUAUACUAAUCAGAUUGUUGCAUAUAGUUUGAUACAGUAUUGCAGCUCGAAUUUAAUGUUACAUUCGGAAUAUUAUCUUAGUGCACUAAACUGGCGUUUAUAUCGCGUCUAGAUGGUUUCUGUAACAUUUAGUAUCCGAAAGACGAGUCUGGCGCAAAAAGUAACAGAACCACAAAAAGCCCACAUAAACAUAUAAGUGUAAUUGCCCCUCAUUUCUUGCCUAAAUACAAAAUAGUACAAACUGACCGACUAGGGUAAUACAGACUCAGAAAACACCGAGUCAAUGCUGAUUCAAAUGUAUCAACUUGUUUGGUAUAACCUUGUUUUUUUUCAAAACAUAUGCUUUUUAAUCAUACAUUUAGUUUCUUUUUCUCAUGAAUUGGGAAUUUUGAUCAUGUUGUCAUUGAUUUAUAUAAAGUAAUCAUCAUUUAAAUGAUAAGAGUUGUGAUUAAUUUAGCCGAGUGUUAAUCAGCAAAUAGUCUCGUCAGUUUCAUAUAUCUUGUCGAUCAUUGUUUAUUAGUCCCCUACUGGUUGAAAACCAGUUUCGGGGACUAUAGGAAUGCGCUUUUCCGUCCGUCCGUCCGCAAUUUCGUUUCCGGUCCAUAACUCUGUCAUCCAUGAAGGGAUUUUAAUAUUACUUUGCACAAAUGUUCCUCAUAAUGAGACAACGUGUCAGGCGCAAAACCCAGACCCCAAGCUUAAAGGUCAAGGUCACAGUUAGAGGUCAAAGGUCAACAGGACUUCUUUCCUGUCUUGUCCAUAACUCUGCCAUCCAUGAAGAGAUUUUAGUAUUACUUGGCACAAAUGUACCUCAUAAUAAAACGAUGUGUCAUGCACAACAUUCAGAUCCCUAGGUCAAAGGUCAAGGUCACACUUGGCAAUCAAAUGUAAACAUGAACAGGGUCUGUUUCGUGUCCGGUCCAUAACUCCGUCAUUCAUUUAGGGAUUUUAAUAUCACUUGGCGCAAAUGUUUCCCAUGAUAAGACGACGUGUCAUGAGCAAAUCCCGGACACCUGGCUCAAAGGUCAAGGUCAUAAUUGGAGGUCAAAGGUCAACAGGGCUUUGUAAACUCUGCCAUCUAUAUAGGGAUUUUAAUAUUACUUGGCACAAAUGUUCACCAUGAUGAUACGACGUGUCAUGCGCAAAACCAGGCCCCUAGCUCAAAGGUCAAGGUCACAAUUGGAGGUCAAAGGUCAAUAGGUUUUUUUAUCCUCUCUGGUCCAGAACUCUGUCAUCCAUCCAGGAAUUUUAAUAUUACUUGGCAUAAAUGUUUCCCAUGAUGAGAUGACGUGUCAUGCGCACAACCCAGAACCCUAGAUUAAAGUUCAAGGUCAUACUUGGAGAUCAAAGGGCAAUGGGACUUUUUCCUGUCCGGUCUAUAACUUUGUCAUGCAAAACAGGAUUUAAAUAUCAGUUCGCACAAAUAUUCCCCUGGAUGAGGCAAUGUGUCAAGCGCAACACCCGAGCCCUUAGCUGCAAGGUCAAGGUCACACUUGAAAGUCAAAGACCAAAAGGGCUUUUUUCCUGUCCAGUCUGUAACACAAUAAUCCUUAAAGGGAUUUUGAUAUUACUUGGCACAAAUAUUCACCACCAUGAUACGGAGUGUCAUGCGCAAGAACCUGGUCCCUAGGUCUAAGGUCAAGGUCACACAUAGAGGCCAAAUGUCAGAUACAAGAAUGUCUUCGUCCGGAGCAUUUCUUCUUCAUGCGUGGAGGGAUUUUGAUGUAACUUGGCACAAAUUUUCACCACCAUGAGGCACCCUUGUUUUUAGAAUUACGUUCCUUUGUUUUACUAUAAAUAGAUUAUAUUGUAACUUAUUUAUUACUGGCUGUAGGAAAAAAUUGAGACCAGUUUUCUGUGACACAACAUGCAUGUUACAUCCAAUUUUUAGGAGCAUUUUGACCUGUCUCUACCUGGUAAAGAGUUUCCUGUGGACGUAUAUUAUAUAGAUUUUUUAAGGAUUAAAUUCCCUUUGUUGUUACUAUAGAUCACUUAUAUGAAACUUUUUUUGAUAAUCGGCCAAAAAAUGCCAUAUGUAAACAACUGUAGGUUUAUAUAUAUAUAAAUUUUAAUCCAAGUGUUUUAUUAUAACAUAUUGUAUAUAUAGUACAAUAUUGUUUAUACAUCAUUGACAGAUAUCAGUUCAUUAUGUUAUACUGCAGUAGAGAAAAUUAGGUGCCUUCCAGUAGGGGACUUUGUAUUGCAUGGCAAUACUUCAUUCACAUGUUGUAUUGUCAGUUUGUGCAUUUUAAACAUGUUUUUAUCUUUGAUAAGCACAGUAAAGGCAUGUCUGUCGUAGCAUUGUGAUAUAAUAUAGUGCCCAUUCGCUUUGCAUUAAUAAAAAAUUCUCAUUUAAAACA
This is a messenger RNA of Mercenaria mercenaria, 5100 nucleotides long. RefSeq names its product DNA damage-regulated autophagy modulator protein 2-like. The transcript has 7 exons. The record is from RefSeq and is a predicted model, not a curated record. Bases 216 to 995 code for a protein of 259 amino acids. Lineage: Eukaryota; Metazoa; Mollusca; Bivalvia; Venerida; Veneridae.